AUGCUUAUAUCAGCCAUUGUCGCUGGUGGGGCUGUUCUCGCCAAACCAGUGGCAUGUGUAACCAUUCCACUGUCGCUGACGCCGCCAAAGAAUACGAGUCAGCCGGUUCUCGAAUCGUUCGUCUCGUUCUCAAUUGAGUUUUCGUCGUUUCCGGAUUUUGCUGGAAAUUCAAGCCAUCCGAAUGACUUUUCGUACAAUCUCUUGAAGAAUCUGGGUGACCUGCAAGGAUCGAAUCCCAUUAUUCGAGUGGGUGGGAACACACAGGAUUACGCGACAUUCAACGCCUCGCAAAGCGAACAGCUGGUGGGAACUUUCAAUUUCAACCGGUCACGGGACUAUCCAACGACGAUCUCGAUUGGCCCGUCAUACUUCGACAGCUAUUCAACAUGGCCGAACAUCAGCUACAUCCACGGAUUCAAUCUCGGCAAGAACGGAAGCGCCGGGCAUGACACCCUCGUCGGCACCGUGCCUCUGGUCUGCAAAGCACUCGCGUCAUCGCCAGACAGCAACAACGAGAGACUCGCGUACUGGCAGCUAGGGAACGAGCCGGACUUGUUCAAAACGAGUUCGCAAGGGCCCGUGAGACCCUCAUGGUGGAAUGAGACCGACUAUGUCCAAGAGUGGCUGAACAAGACGCACAUCAUCAGGGAUCUCGUGCAGAAGAAUUGUCCUGAGAUUCUGCCGCAGGACAAGUUUAGAUUCUAUGGCCCCAGCUUUGCAGGCACGGGGAAUAGCUUGAAUAUGAUCACGACGUGGAAGAAGGGCAUUGAUGCCGAUCAAGAUAUCAGUUUCGUGGAUAGUCACAAUUAUAUCGGCGGCGCGACGCAGCCAGGAGUAACGCUGCAGGGGACGCUGAUGAACCACAGCUCGACGGCGGCGUCGGUCAAGAAGCACCUGAACGAAUCACGGAUCCUGCUCUCUCAAGGCGUGACGCAGCCGUACAUCCUAGGCGAGACGAACAGCCUGUACAAUGAAGGGGCGCCGGGCCUCUCGAACUCGUUCGGCGCCGCGCUAUGGGGCCUAGACUUCAACCUGCACUGCGCGGCGAACAACAUCCGCCGCGUGCACAUGCACCAAGGCACCAACUACCGCUAUGCGUCGUGGCAGCCCCUCGAGACCGUCAACGAGACGCUUGGCACCAAGGCCCCCUACUACGGCAAUAUUGCCGUCGCGACGUUCCUCGGAAACCCCAACACCGGUAGCGGACGACGAAGAGAGAAAGCAGAAAACGUUUCGGUCGCCGAGAUCGACCUGGCCGCCAAUGCCAGCAUCUACCACAGCGCAUACGCCGCGUACUUGGGCGGGCGACUGACUAGGGUCGCGGUGAUUCAGAUGCGAGCGUAUAACUAUUCGACGACGGCGGAGGAUUCAAGCACGCCACGGCAGCGCCCAAUCGAGACGUUUGAGUUCCAGCUCGACGGCGAGCAGGCGGCCGCGGCGGCGGUCAAGAGUGCGGUUGCGGAGCGCCUGAUUGCGAAUGGUAGCGAUGCUAUUACCGGCGUCACCUUUGGAGGCUACUCGUUCAACCAUGACCUGGACGAGGGUCGCCCUGUCUUGUUGAAGAAUGUUUCCGCCAGUGAGCCCGUACAGAUCCAGCAGGGUGGUAGGUUCGCUGUCGAUGUGCCUUGGUCGAGUGCCGUCAUCUUGAGCUUUGCGUACUAG
Molecule: messenger RNA, 1662 nt
Organism: Exophiala aquamarina CBS 119918
Lineage: Eukaryota; Fungi; Ascomycota; Eurotiomycetes; Chaetothyriales; Herpotrichiellaceae
Exons: 4
Coding region: 1-1662 (553 amino acids)
Source: RefSeq, a predicted model, not a curated record